Messenger RNA from Necator americanus (New World hookworm), 207 nucleotides. RefSeq lists its product as uncharacterized. Lineage: Eukaryota; Metazoa; Nematoda; Chromadorea; Rhabditida; Ancylostomatidae. The record is from RefSeq and is a predicted model, not a curated record. The coding region runs from base 1 to 207 and encodes 68 amino acids. The transcript has a single exon.
AUGGACAAUAUCGACGAGGAAUAUGACCGACUCGUUGAAUACCUUCAAGACUGCGCAAAGAAGGCUGAGAGUUUUAAAACCACCAAGAGACACUUGUCCCUUGAAAUUCUUGAGUUGAUACGCCAGCGUGGAGCGGCACGAGCCGCAGGAAAAACUCACGUCCGAGCUCGCAAGGCUUUGCAGAGAGACGAUAAAGGAGGACCUUAA